UUGUCGUUUGCUUCUCUCGAAUAAACAAGAAAGAAAGUCGAAGAAAGCAAUCUUCGUACCCCAAAACUGAAAAACGAAAGAGAGCAUUCCAACGUCCCGUUACAUUACAUACUUCGCAUCGUUAUCCAAGGUGUUCCGCAAUGGAAGCUCUGGGGCUUCCCUCUCUCAGCCCUCUCACGAUUUCGCAGUCCACCACCUCCCGCAGAGUGCAAACUGCGAAGAGCUCGUGGACGAGGACGCAUUCUCUCGGAUUGAGUUCAACUUUCGGGAUUCGCCAUAAAAAGCGGAGUGUUAUCAGAAUGAUAGCUGACACGGAUGACUAUGACUUGAGGCAAAUGAAGGAUCUGGCUGCUGCCCGAAAGAGAUGGGACUCUCUGGCUCUGCUUUUUCUGGAAUCUUUACAGAUUAGGGAACAAAAGGUUAAAUGUCUGACCCCAAGGGAAGCUGGAUAUGCAAUACAACUCUCAGAUAAGACCCUAUUAGAUGUUCGCCCUUCUGUGGAACGCAACAAGGCUUGGGUCAAAGGAUCAACUUGGAUUCCCAUAUUUGAUGACAAUAGUGGAUUUGAUCCCGGGACUCUUUCUAGGAAGACGACGAACUUUGUGAUGGGUGGUUGGUGGAGUGGUGCACCUACACUGUCCUAUAAGAAGCGGUUCUUACCAAGUAUCGAGGAAAAAUUCCCAAAAGAUUCUGAUCUUAUUGUUGCAUGCCAGAAAGGUUUGAGAUCGUUAGCUGCUUGCGAGCUCCUAUACAAUGCUGGUUAUAGAAAUCUUUUCUGGGUUCAAGGUGGCCUAGAGGCUUCUGAAGAAGAGGAUCUCCCCAGAGAGGGCCCCCAGCCUCUUAAAUUUGCUGGAAUUGGUGGUGUUUCGGAAUUUCUGGGUUGGACGGACCAACAAAGAGGAGCAGCUGCCAAAGAGGGUUGGGCUUAUCGAUUAGUAUUUUCCGCUCGUCUGGUUGGGCUCUUUCUUGUUGCCGACGCCUUAUUCCUCGGUGCACAACAACUUGGUCAUUAUCUUCAGGAGCUGAGAACCCACUAAUAAUAUUUGCCAAGUUACUGUUGAAGUACCUUAAGAUCUCAGUUUUGGACCCUGAGAUAAAGACUUUGAGUUUUCCCAGCAUAAUGGUGGAAGUAGAUAGAAUGACAAUAAAGCCACUUCCUUUUCUUUUGUAAUCCUUCGCAUCUAUGCAAGGUAAUGUAGCUUGUAGCUGUCAAUUUAGGCUUUGUUUUUGGCUAGUUGAUUGGCAUAGACUAGCUGGAUUGUAAAUUAUCCGAGCACUUUUGGUGAGAGAAGCAGUAUUUCAUCAAAGAAAUUUUGUUGAGCUCUUGCUGAGUUGGACAAUUGUGGGACAAUUUGUAUGUAGUAGGUGUGGGACAACUGUGCCUGCAAUGAUUAAUGCGGCAAUGCCUCCAUAUGUUUUGUUUUCUCA
Syzygium oleosum is the source of this 1428-nucleotide messenger RNA. RefSeq names its product rhodanese-like domain-containing protein 11, chloroplastic. The record is from RefSeq and is a predicted model, not a curated record. The coding region runs from base 141 to 1037 and encodes 298 amino acids. Lineage: Eukaryota; Viridiplantae; Streptophyta; Magnoliopsida; Myrtales; Myrtaceae. The transcript is spliced from 10 exons.